Molecule: messenger RNA, 4229 nt
Organism: Pocillopora verrucosa
Lineage: Eukaryota; Metazoa; Cnidaria; Anthozoa; Scleractinia; Pocilloporidae
Product: DENN domain-containing protein 3
Biological process (GO): regulation of Rab protein signal transduction
Cellular component (GO): cytoplasmic vesicle
Molecular function (GO): protein binding
Source: RefSeq, a predicted model, not a curated record
AUGGCGACUUCCGUUCCAAGAAAUUGAUCAAGUCAACAGGUCAGUUUUAAGGAGCUGUUUAUUACUCAAGUGUUUCAGUUGCCUCCCAAUGUUUGCAUAGAAAAGAUGGAAAUUCCAGAGCAAAGAACUGCAAAAUAGUCAGCGUUUUUCUCGAUCUAGGAAAAAGUUCUUGCAAUGGAUACUCAUUUCAGCAAGUUACCAAACAGUCUGAUUGAAAUAUGUGUAGUGGUGGGUAUGGAUCAGGAUACUGGCCUUGUGGCAGCCAGGUCUGCUGAGAGCAAGAAAGCCCCAAAAAGCAGUAAACAACAGUCUCCUCUUUCUCAAACCUUGUUUGAAACCCAUGUACUGGCUGCUUUGUCUGGAGAAGUGGCUUCCUUUUGUUGCAAAGCAUUGGAAUUUGAUAGUGAGCCUUAUUAUUCAAAUUGGGGCAUUCUGUGUAGCCCAACUAAAGGUGGAAAUCCAGGAAGGCGUGCACGUAGGGGAUCAGUCAUGGUCAAGGCAGCUGAAUUGCCAUUGGCUCAAGAUGUUAUCAACAGCUUGCCACAAUUUUGUUUUCCUGAUGGGGGUUAUAUUUCUAUGAAAAAGAAACCUGUUGAGUGUCAUUCACUUGUUCUAACAGACAUAGAAGGUAACCGAACAUAUUGUUCCUGCAUGACAUUCUACAGAGGGUUUCUCAUAGAGGAGGACAAAGAUGUACCAGGCAAUUACAAGUUGUUUUAUGCAGAGGAAAAAACUGAUGGACAAGUUGUUCCAGGCUCUUCUUAUCAGUUGUUUUACGUACCAACAUGUUGCUGUUUGAUUUCUAAAUGGCCUUAUUUCAACAUAAUGAAAGACUGUUUGUCCAGUUUGUUACCACAAGUGAUGACAAGCGAUCCAGCACUUUUCAGAACAGCUUUAAUGCAGUUUGUGUCACAGCUUGCCAUGGUACCAGUCCCUCCACCAGGUUCUCUUGGAAUAGAAUUCGAGCUCCUUGGAGUUAAACAUCUUUUGCGACCUGCUGAAACUCCAGAAACUCGAGUUGUCAACAUGGAACUUCAUUAUCCGUUCCUUUAUUUCUCGUUGGAUGACAUUCUUCUCCUAAUGAGCUGCAUUUUGACUCAACAACGGAUUAUUUUUCUCUCGUCGUCGUAUUCACUGCUUACUCCAGUGAUUGAGAGUUUAUUCACGUUUAUCCAACCUUUUUCAUGGAGUUGGACAUAUGUACCAAUCCUUCCAAGUGCACUCAUAGAUUUAGUAGAAGCGCCUGGUGCAUUUAUUAUGGGAUGUCAUAAAGAACAUAAGAGCAAGAUACAACAAGUUGUCGAGGGGAUGGAUGAGUUGUCCAGCUUUGUAAUUGCUGAUAUCGACGAGGGUUCAGUGACCAGCCCUCCCAGAAUUCAGCGAUUGCCGACCUAUGCUGCAGAAUUGUACAAAUUUAGGAUGAAAAACGCAGUAAUCCACUUUGACCGUCUUCUUGUUCAAAGACAAACAUUCUACUCUUUGCAAGAAUGGAACAACUGCAGAGAUAAGUUCGUAAGAGAUUUCCAACGGCUUGUUUUAGCAUCCAAUUUGGAGAUGAUGUUGAGAAUGUUCAGUGACAUUAAGAAUUUUAUCGUACAGCAAGAAGAUCUUUUCUUUGAUAUGGAUACUUACAUUGAGUCAAAGCCUGCAGAAAACCAAGAUUUCUUUCGGGAGGUGUGCAAGAGUCAAGCAUUUAGCAUGUUUCUUUACGACCUGAUUCACAACUCAGAAAAGGCAGACUACUUUACACUCAUGGCUCAGAAAACCAGGGUUGUUCCAAAGACAGGUCCUCUGAGGAAAAGAAGUUCAUCUGCAUUGACUGUCCCUGUUAUACCUGAAGAAUGUUUUGCCAAUGCACAUGAGGAACUAAGCAUAUUUACUCUUCCUCCUUUCGUCCGCGGAGGCAUCCACACAGGACUUUUCUACGAAGAUUACUUGAGGACGUUGAAUUACAAGAUCACUGAUCCUACGAAUAAGUCUUCAGGUCUUCUAGCUAACCACUUGUACUUGCGUGGGAUGUUACGAAUUGCUCGUGGAGAAAAAACCAAGGCCGUGGACGACUUCUUUGGAGUUUCAUCGACAAGUGCGCAGCUCUUCCCAACCUCGACCGUGAAGGAGAUCAUGUGUAAACUGAGCGAUUUAGAAGUAGAGGAGUUAAGAACAAGAAAUUUCUGGAGGAAAGCAGAGCGUCUCAGGCUUCACGCCAAGGAAAAGUGGAAUUACAGAAGGGCAAGAAAAGAGGUGGUUACUUCAGCAAUUCCUUCAGCUCCUUUAGCUUUUAAAGAAUUCGUGAAACAUGUAAGCAUGUUACAGAUAGCGAACGGUGAAGAUGCUGGACGAAGACUAUUCCAAGCAUUGGCGAAUAAUUCAACAACAAACGUGAUCGAUCCAGACACGUUUGCCGCAUUUUAUGAUGCUUUCACCCAGGCUAGCAUGAUGGCCAAGAGUGUUUCAUUACGUAAUAUUGUUUUGGAACGCAACGAGUUUGUACUGAAGAUUUCAAAGCAUAUCAAGACAAAUAAGGGCAUGGGCUGGCUUGUUCUCACAGUCGACAGAUUGUUGUUCCUGCCGGAUGGAACUCAGCAUUGUAUAUCUGUUGUAAGAAAUGACGAAAUAAAAAAUGUUGAGCCGCACUCCGGGGGGGUGUUGUUAGGUGGAGAUACAGCUAUCCGAAUAACCAGCACUGAAAGUGAUCCAGUGUCUUUCAUAGCAUUUGUAAAGGAAGAGAAGGAUUUCUGGCGAAGCUGUUUGCUGGAAAUGAAAGCAGGAUACAACAUUUCUGAUGUUUACAAGGACAAGGAAAUCGUAAAGCAAGCGGCUCAAAACGUCAUCAUGGCGGAUUCUCUCAGACAAAGUGACUACCAGGACCAAGUUGCAAUGCAAGUUCUCUACUUUAGCACGCAGGGCUAUAACAUAGAUAAAUUGACCGAGGCAACUGAAAAGGCGCUGUACAAGAGAGUGAGCCCCUCACCUCAGGACAUUGAGAAAUCAACAGUGGAGGCUUUGCUUUAUGUGCGAGGCUCGAAAGGUAGAGAACCAAAGGUCUGGUGUGCCAUGGGCUCUGGUGUUGUUGUCGUGAUAGAUACCAAAGAGUGGGAGCAUGAGACGCACAUGAAACAUGCGAAGGAUAGGGUGAGUUGUCUGUUAGCCGUCGAAGAGAACCAAGUUUGGGCUGGUUCCUUGGAUACAACGAUUUAUGUGAUCAAUACACAAACUGGGAAAGCUGAUCAACAGCUUUUAGGACACCAUGACUUACUAUCACACAUGAUCAAAACUGAAGAUAGUCAAGGGCAGACUACCGUGUGGAGUGCAAGUCUGGAUGGACAGAUCGUAGGCUGGGAUCCUGUGACCCUCACUGCUAAGAAAGAGCUUCAUGUAAAGCUGGAUCAAAGAAAUGGCAAAACGCUGUACUCGAUCGCUGCUGUCGGAGACACAUUCUGGUGUGCAACCAGGUUUAAUAUUUUCGUGAUAAAUUACAAGAGAGACGACAAUGAAACCAAAAUGUUAACUCCUAAGGAAGACGGACUGAUGAGCGUGGACACCAUGUGUGCAGUAUCUAACGAGGAGAUUUGGACAGGGUGUGAUAAAAAGGGCCUUGUCGUUGUCUGGAACACUGUGACCUAUAAAAAUAAACACCAAAUAGUUUGCGAAUGCAACGGGUUCACAUGCAUGCUGAAAGUGGAUUAUAACACGAUCUGGGCGGGGAGUAAAAGUGGUAAAAUCUAUGUGAUAAGUGUCAAGGAACUCCAAGUUACUAUGGAGUUGUCUCUUCACCAGGACCGUGUCCGUUCUAUGUGCCUCACGGACGAGGGACUCGUUAUGUCGGGUCCCGGAUCACGGGACGGGCGCAUUGCAGUGUGGAAAUCUCAUCUAUCUGAAGAGCGCCCUGCCAUACAGCGCUUUAGUCACGAGCGUCCAAGACGUCCCAAACAGAUACGUAGAGAAGUAACCGUUUGUGAUGAAGAAGAUGGCUUCGAACUUGUUUGCAGGAAAUAGACAGAGAACAUCGACGUGGAUUGCAACAAAACCCGCGCCAAACUGUCACGUCCGACUUACCAAGGGAAAAAGGAAAAAAGCACUCAAUGAAAUCUUGCUGUCAGAAUUGACAAAGCUUUACAAAUGAAUAAAGCCAUGUAAUUCUUUUUAAUUUGUAACAAUGGACUUAAUUGUUCAUCAAGCCGCCAGUUGGAAAACGUCACGUGUACAGAAACACAAAUCAACUAUUAGAU